This is a messenger RNA of Branchiostoma floridae (Florida lancelet), 447 nucleotides long. RefSeq names its product integumentary mucin C.1-like. The transcript is spliced from 9 exons. NCBI's taxonomy places the organism in Eukaryota, Metazoa, Chordata, Leptocardii, Amphioxiformes, Branchiostomatidae. The record is from RefSeq and is a predicted model, not a curated record. Bases 1 to 447 code for a protein of 148 amino acids.
AUGGCAGAAACCACAACACCAUGGUGGUGGUGGACAACAGAUUCAACAACAACAGAGGCAGCAACCACAUCUUGGUGGGGGUGGGGAUGGACAACUGAAUCAACAACGACAGGUGCAGAAACCACAACAACAAUGUGGACAACUGAUUUCACAACCACAGAGGCAACAACCACACCGUGGUGGUGGUGGGGUUGGACUACUGAAUCAACAACGACAGAGGCAUCAACCACACGUCCAUGGUGGUGGGUUUGGACUACUGAAUCAACAACCACAGAGGGAACAACUGCAACUCCAUGGUGGUGGGGUUGGACUACUGAAUCAACAACCACAGAGGCAACAACCACACGUCCAUGGUGGUGGGUUUGGACUACUGAUUCAACAACCACAGUUGCAGAAACUACAACUUCCUCCCUGACCACAGAUGCACCAAACGCAGGUUUCUCAUGA